Messenger RNA from Lolium rigidum, 1528 nucleotides. RefSeq names its product cell division control protein 6 homolog. NCBI's taxonomy places the organism in Eukaryota, Viridiplantae, Streptophyta, Magnoliopsida, Poales, Poaceae. The transcript is spliced from 16 exons. Gene Ontology annotation, biological process: cell division; mitotic DNA replication checkpoint signaling; DNA replication initiation. Bases 1 to 1473 code for a protein of 490 amino acids. Gene Ontology annotation, cellular component: nucleus. The record is from RefSeq and is a predicted model, not a curated record. Gene Ontology annotation, molecular function: DNA replication origin binding; ATP hydrolysis activity.
AUGCCGACGCUCCGCAGCGCCACGCUGAGCCCAGCGCCGGCGGCCACCCCCUCCCCGACGGCCGCCACCACCCCGCGCAGCGCCAAGCGCCGGCUCACCCCUCGCCGCGCAUCCGACUCGGCCGAUUCGGCGCAGUUCACCGCCCCGCACACGUCCCCGCUCGCCGGCGCCGGACCCAUGGACACCCCGAAGAUGCUCUCGGCGUCGCCAAAGUCCUCCCGGAAGCGUCUCUACGGCGACCUCGUCGCGGCGGAGAAGCCCAGGUGGAACCCACGAGACCCGGCGCAGAUGCAGGCGGUCAAGGAGGCGUUGCACGUGGCUACGGUCCCCUCGUGCGGCGUGGUCUGCCGGGACGACGAGCAGAGGCGCGUGUUCGAGUUCUGCAAGGCCUGCGUCGAGCAGGAGAGGGCCGGGAGCCUCUACGUGUGCGGGUGCCCCGGCACCGGGAAGACACUGUCGAUUAACAAGGUCAAGGAGAGAGUGUCGCGCUGGGCUGACGAGACACCUGAUGAGUUGUCGAUCAAUUGCACCAACCUAGGAAGCACAUCUGACAUUUUUAGUAAGAUACUAGCAAAGUUCCAGGUUCGGAAGAAGGGGAGUGGAAAAUUAUCACCACUUCAGCAACUGCAGAGCAUGUUUUCCCACAAAGAGUCUGCUCCAAGAAGGAUGCUGUUGGUUGUUGUGGAUGAGAUGGACUAUCUUAUAACAAGAGACCGGGCUGUGCUACAUGACCUUUUCAUGCUCACCACCCACCAAUUCUCGAGAUGCAUACUAAUAGGAAUUGCAAAUGCCAUAGACUUAGCAGACCGGUUUCUUCCAAAGCUUGAAUCCUUAAAUUGCAAGCCACUUGUUAUAACCUUCCGUGCUUAUUCCAAGGAUCAAAUUUCCAACAUAAUUAAUCAUAGGUUAAAGGCUCUUGAUUAUGAUGUUUUUGAACCACUGGCCAUUGAAUUUUGUGCUAGGAAAGUAGCAGCAGCCUCUGGAGACAUGAGAAAAGCUCUUGGUGUCUGCAGGAGUGCUGUGGAGGUAUUUGAAUCAAGACUACAAGAUUCUUCCAAACAAGGAUUUGGAGUUGUGACAUUUGACCAUAUGGAUACUGCCUUGUCAAAGGUAUUCAAGCCAGUGGUAGUAAAUAGCAUACUGUGUCUUCCCCAACACCAACAGAUGGUACUGUGUGCAUUGGCAAAUACCUUUCAGCAUUGCAAGAAAAAGGCUACUACUCUAGGAGAGGUAAUAUUUCAGCUCAACAAAUCAUACAUAGAAAUUUGCAGAUCAAGCCAAGUCCCAGCAGUUGGGAUGCUUGAAUUUUCUAACAUGUGCAUGAUUUUGAGCGAUCAGGGAUACUUGAAGCUAGGGCAAUCCAAGGAAGAUAAACUCAGGAGAGUAACUCUUCAGAUUGACAUUUCAGAUAUCACAUUUGCGUUUAAGGAUAGCCGAUUCUUUCAGAAGUGCCUCGAGCAACCAAAGUUUUAGUUAGAACACUGUGCUUCCUUUAUAGGUGCAUAAGUUAUCUCUGUAUCCAAGAAUG